Messenger RNA from Danio aesculapii, 3802 nucleotides. RefSeq names its product tubulin, gamma complex associated protein 5 (gene tubgcp5). Gene Ontology annotation, biological process: meiotic cell cycle; spindle assembly; microtubule nucleation. Gene Ontology annotation, molecular function: microtubule minus-end binding; gamma-tubulin binding. The transcript has 24 exons. Lineage: Eukaryota; Metazoa; Chordata; Actinopteri; Cypriniformes; Danionidae. Gene Ontology annotation, cellular component: equatorial microtubule organizing center; spindle pole; gamma-tubulin complex. The record is from RefSeq and is a predicted model, not a curated record. Bases 265 to 3312 code for a protein of 1015 amino acids.
AAGAAGAGUCUAAAGUCAUGGAGGCGGCAACGGGGGAAAUCAUAAUAAAUACAAUGCUCGUACCAAAAUGGUUAUAUUGAAAUUCAGUCUUCAAUUCGUCCUUUGUAUUAUGUCCGUGAGGUAGACGACAUAUUUUUGCUUUAUCUGUAACAUGCAGCAUACGUCAUUGUGAUGGGUUUCUUGUUUUGCUAACCGAAGCCGUUGACAACGACUCGCCCCUGUCAGCAUCACGACUAGAAAGCAGUGUAGUACUGACUGAUCAGAAUGGCUCACUGGAGUAGGUUCGAAAAGGAGCUGGAGCUCGAGACCAAGAGACUCAUCUCACAUUUCACAGCCAUUCAGGAUGAGGAAGAUCAAAACUUUCAAACGGCACUGAAGUUUACCUGGUCUAAUUUUAAGUUUCAUCGUUUCCUUGAAGCCAACAGACAUAAUGUGCAGCGCUCCAUUAUUGGUAUUCAUGAGAAGCUCAUGGUUCACUCUGACUUGAGUAAAGCGGAGAGCUGGACACGACUCACUGAAGAAUUUCUCACUUCGCCUCUUCCUAAUACAGAUGGAACAAAGACUGACAUCCAUUAUGGUAUCCUGGCUUUAUUACUUCAUCUGUCUGACUCUCCAUCCAAUACAAACUACUGUGAAAGGCCCAGACUGAAAGAGACAGAGAAAGAAGACACGUUUGACUGGGCCAAGUACCUCAUGGAAGGAGAAGAUUUUGAUCCUGGACCUUUUCCAGACACUCCAGAGUGGUCUGAGGAGGAAAGUGAAGAAGAAGACAGCCAGCAGCCCUUGAGCAGAGAAGAUUCUGGAAUACAGGUGGACAGAACGCCACAGGAGGACCACGAGCAGAAUGACAAGACCGUUCAAGUCACCUGGACCGUUGGUGAGCCGGACUCCAGGGCUUGGUUGGAGCAGCAUAUUGUCACUUCGUAUUGGGUUCCCAACUCUCCCCGUUUUCCACACAGCCUUCACCUGCACUCUAACCUCUACAACGUUUGGGAUCAGCACCUGUAUAACACUGGGCCUCUCUACCUGCCUGAGGAGAAAUCUUUUGUUACUGAGACUCAAGUGAUUCGAGAAACCCUUUGGCUUUUCUCUGGCGUGAAGAAACUUUUCAUUUUCCAACACAAUGACGGCAAGGUGACUGUGAGGAAUGAUGUGGUAGUCACGCAUCUAACCAAUAACUGUCUUCACUCUGUACUGGAGCACAUAGCGGCCUAUGGACAGGCUGUUUCCCGCCUGCAAAAGUUUAUUGAUGAAGUGACCGGCCACAGUGCAGAACCCUGUCCUCCAGGUCUUAACUCUUCCUCUUCAUCCUCCAAGAAGAGUUCCGAGCCUCCUUUCAGGACCUACCAAGCAUUCGUUUGGGCCCUUUAUAAAUACUUCACCAGCUUUAAAGAAGAGCUCAAUGCUAUUGAGAAAGACAUCAUAGCCAAAGAUGAGACUGUGACUUUGUCUUCGGUGCUGGAACGUUUGAGUCCUCAUCUGGCUCAGAUCACGAUGCUCCACAGGGUAUUUUGCACAGGAGUGGCUGAGGUGCCGCCCGAAACUCCCAAUGUUUUACGAGCCUCACACUUACUCAACACCCUCUACAAGGCCAUCAUUGAGUAUGACAGUGUGGGUGAAGCCUCUGAGCAGUCUGUGGCGCUUCUUUUUUCUCUCUGGGUAGAAACAGUCAGGCCAUAUCUUGAGAUUGUGGAUGAAUGGAUUGUUCACGGUCACUUAUUUGACCCUGCCAAGGAGUUCAUCAUUCAGAGAAACAAGGAUGUACCAGUAAACCACAGGGACUUCUGGUAUGCCACUUACACUCUGUAUAGCGUGUCUGAGACUGUGGAGAGUGAGGAGAGGCUCAGCGAUGCAGCCAGUGGAAGUUCAGGUGGAGAACAGGCGUCCAGCAGCAGGCAACACACCAUGGUGUCCUUCCUCAAGCCAGUGCUCAAGCAGAUCAUCAUGGCAGGAAAGUCCAUGCAGCUCCUCAAGAACCUGGACUGCAAGGAGACCGAACAACCUGAUGGCUCCUCCAGAGAUGCUGAGAGAAAGAGUCUGUACACGCUCUUCUUGGAGUCGGUGCAGACUCGUCUUCGGCGUGGAGAAGAGUCACCCACCAACACGGUUACCGAGCAACAGGCCACUAAGAAGAGCCUGAUCAAAAUGCAGUCCAUCGUGGCCCGUCAUCUGGAGCUGGAUGACAUCCAUGACCCCCUGUUGGCCAUUAAUUUUGCAAGGCUUUAUUUAGAGCAGAAUGACUUUCAUGAGAAAUUCUCUGGUGGCAGUGUGAUUCUGGAUCGCUCCUCUGAGUCUGUGACAUGCCAGACGUUUGAGCUCACACUUCGCUCCUGUCUGUAUCCACAUAUUGAGAGGAGAUACAUCGAAUGCUGUGGGAACCUCAUGAGAACCCUGAAGAAAGACUACAGGCUACUGGGGUACUUGCAGGCCAUGAGAAACUACUUCCUGCUGGAGGCUGGGGAUACCAUGUAUGAUUUCUACACAGCUAUUUUCGACAAAGUUCUGGAGAAGGAGAGCUGGCAGCAGCUGGCGUUCCUCAACGUGCAGCUGCAGGAGUCUGUGGGACAGCGCCAUCCUGAGGACAGUCAUAGGUUGUCCAUCUUUCUUGAAACUAUCGAUCCUGCGAGGAAAAAGCAGCCAGUGAAUAACCUUGACGGUCUUACGCUGAGUUAUAAGGUUCCAUGGCCUGUAGACAUUGUCAUUAGUUCAGAGUGUCAGAAAAUCUACAAUCAAGUCUUCCUGUUGCUACUUCAGAUCAAAUGGGCCAAAUAUAGUCUGGACACAUUACGAUUCAGUGAUUUGACAGUAGCCGCUAAGAGGAAAGAAGGAGGCCAGCCUGAGGAAAACACAGCCAAAGAGCCCAUAAACCAGCAGAUUCACAGGAUGUUUCUCCUGAGGGUCAAACUCAUGCACUUUGUCAACAGCCUGCACAAUUACAUUAUGACAAGGAUCCUGCACAGUACGGGUCUAGAGUUUCAACACCAAGUACAGGAGGCAAAAGACCUGGACCAGCUCAUCAAAAUCCACUACAGAUACUUGUCCACCAUUCAUGACCGAUGUUUGCUCAGAGAGAAAGUCAGUUUUGUCAAGGAGGCCAUCAUGAAAGUGCUGAAUUUAGUUCUCAUCUUCUCUGACAGAUGGCAGGCUGGUUUUGGGGCCUGGAAAAUCGAGUCAAUUGACAAAAUGGAGUCGGAUUUUAAAAACUGUCACAUGUUCCUGGUGACCAUAUUAAACAAGGCUGUUUGCAGAGGCUCUUUUCCUCAUUUGGAGUCCUUGGCGAUGUCACUAAUGGCUGGAUUUGAACAGUGUUAACCGAUCAAUCCAGAGCACUGAACACAAGACGGUUUAUUUAUUGUACUGCUGCAUGAAGGCUACUGUACUGUUCCUGUUCAUCUCUGCUAGACGUCUGAUGCAAAAUCACAAUAGCACUCCACUGGUACAGAAGUAGCACUUUGUGUGUGUGUGUGUGAACAGUGAAACUUUUGUUCAAUUGUCUACAAAACAGUUGCUGCAUCAAGAUACUCAGUGUUACAGGUCAAAAGUCAAAUGUGAAAUUUAAGUGUCCUCUACGUGUAGCGGAUAUAUGAAGCGCACAUGCCAGUAAUCCCAAUUAUGUAUAUAACUUGUAAUAGGCACACUCAAAUUUAAGUAGUGUACAUAAUAUAAGCUAGAAUCCAAAAUUGUAGACUACAUUUGUAUGCAGUUCAAGCUUAUAUUUAUAUAUGUUGUGGUUGCUUAAAGUCAUUUUUCAUUGUGAUGAAUGGGCUACUGCAUAAUAAAAUGAUUUCCAUGACUUUAGGAA